AUGUUGGCUCUCCUUGCAACUGUACUAUUUGUACCGUGUAUGCACGCGUUACUACACCAUCUCGCACGCUCGAAGCAACACCUCUUCAGCAGUCGUCCGCAGGAUGGAACGCUGACCCGCCACUCGAUUGCGCCUUCAUACGAACUCAUCAGCGAAGGCACCAUGGAGAUACCCUCAUCAUGCAACACUACGAACUUCCUGUCCCUGAAGCUAGGAUCUUCAGUGCACAACACGGCUAUAUGGGGCACUGCUAGCACAGGAACUUGCAGUAUCGUCUUUGGAGUGUCGCCAGAUGGUUAUGAUACCAUAAACUCCCAGGAGAUCGCCGGGGACGUGCACUCUAUCGCAUGGGCUCCCGACGGGCGUAACUUGCAUGCAUUGGACUCGCAUUCUUCCGGGAAUCUCUUGACAUCAAUCACCAACUUCCGCAUGUCCGGAGAUUCGAAUUUGCAGGACGUGGUCGGUGUCGAUGUCCUCGGUAACGUCACAAGCGCUUCACAAAUCGUCGCCCAUCCUAGCGAAUCCUUAAUGUAUAUCGUCACCAAGGACUCAAACGAGCUAGUCGUUGUGUCAUUGGUAGGUGACACUAUUGUGAGCAAUUCUACUUCGGUUUUGCGAUAUAGAAUGCUUCCUAUUUCUUUGGAUACGACACAAUUUCAUUCGUCAUCACUGACUAUUUCUGCGUCUCGAAAUACGUUGUGGACACUUUCGCAGUCAUCGCGUCAAGCAGUUAUCACAGCCUUCACUCUCAAUACCACAACAGGCGAGGUGGUAGAUGUCGCUGCACGAGCGAGUUGGCAGGGGUUUGGCGAAGGUCAGCUUACGGCCGCGCCUUUCGACGGUGACGAUGUGGUCGCUGUCGCAAACUCUCCAGCGGGAUAUAUCACUAUACUCGGUCUCGAUCAGUCUACGCUACGAAGCGCACAUACAGACGAGGGUCUUGAUGUUCAUGACUAUCUACAUCCUAUAGCCUUUGAUGAAAGCAGGCCUGACGAGAAAAAAAUGGCUGCACUGAAAAUCAAGAGCUAUGGCCGGGUUUUGGUCGACGAUUACGUUAACUUAGGGGACUGCAUCUGGAUCGACUGAAGACAUCUGCAUUUCUUGCGCGUAAGUGCAGGCAAUGUAUUGUUCUCAGUGGGUCUUUGAUAGCCCCCGCUCGACAAAGCCACUACCGUUCAUCAGUUCCACACUCGCAUCUCUAGUUAAACGCAUCGUUUGUUUGAUAGGCGGGUCAGGUCAAAAAACUUUGAUGCAGCAAUACGAUGUGUUUCCUCUAGUCGAAAGGGUUCUACAUAUCUAUACAAUCCAUAUUCAGAAGUUUCAAGACUAUCUUAUAUGCCGUAUAUGUAUGUUGUAGCACUAUAGAAUACAACUAAUGAUGGCAGUCUGAAGCGCCGCCGCAAGGCCGAGACCGCAGCUACUCGCCGAGUACGCUGCUCGGCGAUCUUGACCAUACCAUGAGGUUGUGAAAAGCGUAGUG
Molecule: messenger RNA, 1480 nt
Organism: Alternaria rosae
Lineage: Eukaryota; Fungi; Ascomycota; Dothideomycetes; Pleosporales; Pleosporaceae
Exons: 3
Coding region: 1-1086 (361 amino acids)
Molecular function (GO): protein binding
Source: RefSeq, a predicted model, not a curated record